Echinococcus granulosus is the source of this 1755-nucleotide messenger RNA. Its product is annotated as Phosphoacetylglucosamine mutase. The record is from RefSeq and is a predicted model, not a curated record. Gene Ontology annotation, molecular function: phosphoacetylglucosamine mutase activity; magnesium ion binding. Gene Ontology annotation, biological process: UDP-N-acetylglucosamine biosynthetic process; carbohydrate metabolic process. Lineage: Eukaryota; Metazoa; Platyhelminthes; Cestoda; Cyclophyllidea; Taeniidae. The transcript is spliced from 6 exons. The coding region runs from base 1 to 1755 and encodes 584 amino acids.
AUGGAAAAACUUGUUCAUAGGUUAAAGAAUCUCUUUACUGAGUACCCACUCUCACCGGAAUCUCGGAAUCUGUCUUACGGCACCCCAGGAUACCGAGGUAAGGCCGAACUUUUUCAAGGCGUCGCUGCGAGAAUCGGUGCCUUUGCUUGUCUCUACUCCAUUCAGAAGUGCGGUAAAGCUGUCGGGGUGAUGAUCACAGCAUCACACAAUCCUCCUGAGGACAACGGUUUAAAGCUCAUUGACACCGACGGUGGCAUGCUUUCACCGGAUUUGGAGCCCAGUGUAGUAGAAUUUGUCCGAUUGCGGAGCAACGAAAUUGGGAGCUUUUUAUGCAACUACUUUUCAGACUCCUAUGACGAGAAUGUUGAACCCCAGGUGUACUUCGGUUGGGAUUCCCGCAUAAGCUCCGUCACUUUGUCUCAAGAGGUGAAGAAGGGCAUUGUGGCAGUCGGUGGAAAGUAUAUCGACUUUGGACUCGUCACGACGCCACAAUUGCACUUUUUGGUCCAUAUUCAGAGCAGUCAUCACGUGCCGAAUUGCUUGGAGGACUACGUGGAGGUGUUCACUCGCUGUUUCGUGAAGGCUUUCUCGACACUACGUGGUGGUGGCGGUGAAAUCCACCUGAACGUGGACUGCGCCCAUGGUGUGGGAGCACUGACACUGACCUCGCUCUCCUCACGUCUCUACUUGGCCUCUAGGGCGUCCACCUAUCCCGCCGACAGUCCGCGUCUCUGUCUGCGCACCUAUAACACACUCACCAGCGAAAAAGACCUCCUUAAUCGCGAGUGUGGAGCUGACUUUGUCAAGAUCCACAUUAAGCAACCGAAGCUGACACCAUUGCCACCAGAGGCCGCACCCUUUGCAUCACCGGCGCGAUGGGCCACAAUUGAUGGUGAUGCGGACCGCCUGUUAUACUUUUUCUGCCCUUCGGGCUCGGAGGGUACCUCGGUGUGUCUGCUGGAUGGCGAUCGCAUCGCCAUUCUCUUCACUGCCUUCAUCGCGGAUCGACUGCGGCUACACCGGCAGGGGCAGCGACGCCUGCGACUGGGUGUCGUGCAAACCGCCUACGCUAACGCCGCUUCCACACACUACCUCCACCGGUGUCUUGGACCCGACGCCGCCGACUCCGUUGUGUGCGCUCUCACCGGGGUGAAACAUCUACACAAGGCUGCCAAGAAUUUCGACUUUGGUGUCUACUUCGAGGCGAAUGGUCAUGGGACGGUGGUGGUCUCGGAGAGGGCACAAGACUAUGUCUCGAGCCUGGAGGAGGACGAUCCGCUGCGGCUCUUCGUGUCGUUGGUAAACACGGCGGUUGGAGACGCACUGACUGACCUCCUUUUGGUGGAGUAUGUGCUGGCGGCACGUGGCCUCUCCCUCGACCAAUGGUUCGCUCUCUACCACGACCUACCUUCGCGUCAGCUUAAAGUUUCGAUUGCCGAUCGCACCGUUAUUCAGACCACCGACGCGGACCGCAAGGCCACACAUCCGCCGGGCUUGCAGGAGGCGAUCGACUCUCUAGUUAGAGAGGCUGACACUGCAGCGAUGAAGGUGGGGUCGGCAAUCUCGGUGGAGGGAGGAGGGGUGUCACGGGCUUUUGUGCGUCCCUCAGGCACUGAAGACGUGGUGCGCGUGUACACUGAGUCCGCCACUCAGUCCCUCGCCGAUUGGCUAGCCCAGAGCGUUGCCCGUCUUGUCUACAAGCACGCCAACGGCGUGGGGCCCGAGCCGCCAGCCCCCAAACGCAUUCCUGUUUGA